AUGGCUGCCGUUAUGCAAACAGACGUUUCUACUAGUAACAAUUCUCAAGUUGUGGACACUUCCAAUGAAAAACAUUCUGAGAUUAAAGGUGCUGAUAUGGAGUUACAACAGGAUGGAAAGGCUGGUUUUAAGGGCAAAAGAAGAUCUUCAUCGUUUACCGAAUUAAUUGGGAUUGCUUCAUCAAGCAAACACGACAAAAAGGAAUUGAUUAAACUUAACUAUUCCCCCAUCGAUAGCCCAUUCUCUUGUGCAAAAUUGCCAAUAGAAUCAUGUUCAUCUUUAUCCUCUUCAAUUACUGCUGGUCCACCAAUGGAGAAAUGUUUGGUUGGGGGAAAAGUGAAUUAUGUUCUUGAUGAAUUGUUAAGUACAGAGCGCACUUAUGUCCGCGAAUUGGCUGAAAUCAUUCAUCAUUAUAUUCUACCUUUAGAGGCUCUUGAGUCUACUAGCAACAAUGGAACUGCUAAUUCACAUAAUAUUUUACCAGGACAGUCUAAUAUACUUUUUGGAAAUAUUCGAGAUUUGGUAAAAAACUUUUUUGUAAAAGAAGGGGAGAGGGGGACCUUUCUUGGGGAUUCUCGGGCUUAG
This is a messenger RNA of Meloidogyne enterolobii, 585 nucleotides long. NCBI's taxonomy places the organism in Eukaryota, Metazoa, Nematoda, Chromadorea, Rhabditida, Meloidogynidae. The record is from the annotation of a GenBank genome assembly.